CACACCAGCCCGACCCAGCCGCCUGCUUCGACUUGGAGUUCGACCCGCUCUGCAAGAAAGAAAACGGAACACGCACAGAAGGGGAAGGGGAAGAGAGGGGCAGGGCACACCACCACCAAAGCCAGACCGCCAGACCGAGCGCGCGCCUUCCUCCGACGAGGCGAGCCAAGCCCAGAUCGAAUCCCCCCUCCCGAGUCCAUGGACGGAUCCCACUCCCACGCGGCCGGAGGCGGCGAGGGGACGCAGAGGACGCUGAACCCCUAUGUGACUGGUAACUCUGUGAUUGCAAUGAAAUACAAGGAUGGUGUGAUCAUGGCAUGUGACACUGGAGCCUCCUAUGGGUCAACUCUGCGAUACAAGAGCGUGGAGCGUAUCAAGGAGGUUGGUAAGCAUAGUCUUAUUGGAGGGAGUGGGGAGUUUAGUGAUUUCCAGGAGAUUCUGCGCUAUCUGGAUGAACUGACUCUGAAUGAUCAUAUGUGGGAUGAUGGCAACUCAUUGGGCCCCAAGGAAAUCCAUGCAUACCUGACAAGGGUGAUGUACAACCGGCGCAAUAAGUUUGACCCCCUGUGGAACUCCCUGGUGCUUGGUGGAGUGAAGAAGGGCCCAAAGGGUGAUGAGAAGUAUCUUGGCAUGGUUAACAUGAUUGGUACACACUUUGAGGAGAACCACAUUGCCACUGGAUUUGGGAACCACAUGGCAAUCCCAAUACUUCGUGGUGAAUGGCGUGAGGACAUGACCUUUGAAGAAGCUGUUAAGCUGAUUGAGAAGUGCCUGCUGGUCUUGUUGUACCGUGACCGGUCAUCCAUCAACAAAUUCCAGAUUGCCAAGAUCACGACCGAGGGAUCGACCAUCUACCCGCCGUAUGCCCUGAAGACCAACUGGGGAUUUGCCGCCUUUGAGAACCCGUCCAAGGGCGCUGUAGGAACAUGGUAGACAUAUGCUGCUGCAGCCAUGAGCUAGAAAACGUAGCAUACUCUGCUGCUGAAGCAGUUUCGGCCCGUGUUAGUGUUUGAUCCGAACAUGACUGGAACUCGACAUCUGCUUUGUGUGACAUGCUAUAAUUUGAUUUCAAGUUUUAUGAACA
Molecule: messenger RNA, 1084 nt
Organism: Triticum aestivum (bread wheat)
Lineage: Eukaryota; Viridiplantae; Streptophyta; Magnoliopsida; Poales; Poaceae
Product: proteasome subunit beta type-4
Exons: 6
Coding region: 199-933 (244 amino acids)
Cellular component (GO): proteasome core complex
Source: RefSeq, a predicted model, not a curated record